Molecule: messenger RNA, 3281 nt
Organism: Cephus cinctus (wheat stem sawfly)
Lineage: Eukaryota; Metazoa; Arthropoda; Insecta; Hymenoptera; Cephidae
Gene: INTS7
Product: integrator complex subunit 7
Exons: 14
Coding region: 310-3162 (950 amino acids)
Biological process (GO): snRNA 3'-end processing
Cellular component (GO): integrator complex
Source: RefSeq, a predicted model, not a curated record
CAGACCUAUAGGAAAAGUACUUUUAUAACACUAGAUAUUAUUCGUCAAUCGUUUAGUACUUUUGCUAAACCAAUAGAUAGACUCCUUUUAUUAUGUAAUUCAAGCUCCUAUUGGAGAUAUAUCAGCUGUACGUAAAUGUAACCGAGCAUUCAACAGUUAGUAGAGGUAGAGAUCUAAUUGCAUGUAUAUACAACGUGCUGUAAAGUAUGCAUGACAGGAUAAACAAUAGCAAUUUUAAAGAUUAAAAAUUGUUUGAAAUCCACACUAUAUUUGAGUAGUAGUUGAAUAAGUGAAUAAAUAAAUAGUGAAAUGAUUGGAAUGAGGAUGAAUGCGUUUAACGACGCAGGACUUGGAGAACCAGAACAAGAUGCUAAUUCAGCUCUUAUAGAGCUCGAUAAAGGACUCCGUUCUGUUAAGACUGGUGAACAAUGUGAAGCCAUUGUACGUUUUCCUCGCCUGUUUGAAAAAUACCCCUUUCCUAUUUUAAUUAAUUCGUCAUUGCUCAAGUUGGCUGAUGUCUUUCGCAUAGGUAGCAAUUUUUUGAGAGUAUGGGUUCUUCGAGUAUGUCAACAAAGUGAAAAACACUUAGAUAAAAUAUUAAAUGUGGAUGAAUUUGUAAGACGUAUUUAUAGUGUAAUUCAUUCUAAUGAUCCAGUUGCCAGAGCUCUUACUUUACGUACUUUGGGCAGUGUAGCUGGUAUCAUACCAGAACGGCAGCAGGUUCAUCACAGUAUAAGAAGAUCUUUAGAUUCACAUGAUUCAGUUGAAGUGGAAGCUGCAAUUUAUGCAGCACAGAUGUUUGCUGCACAAUCAAAAUUAUUUGCUGUUUCUAUGUGCAGUAAAAUUUCAGACAUGAUCAGGGGUCAAGCUACCCCAUCGUCUAUGAAGCUUCAGCUUAUACCAAUCUUACAAUACAUGCAUCAUGAUACUUCGACUGCUUCCAUGGUGAAUGAAUUAUGCAUGGAAUUACUUGGGAGUUAUCCAGCUGUUGAAUUUGUAAGAGUGACAUUGAGUGCACUUAGCACACUUGCAUCUGCAACAGUAAUAGAUGUUUCUGGACAAGUUACAUUAUUACUUCAGUAUUUACAUAAUGAUCCACGAUUAUCGGUCAAACGUCAUGCAUUACAUCUUUUGCAUAGUCUUGCCAGAAGAGGUGCUCAUCUGUGGCCACAGGGUGCACUCACCAAUUUGAUUGAUAGUACAACAAUACUUUUACAAGAUGGAACCGAAAAUACGGAUCUCCUUAUCCGUACUCUAGACGUUAUAGAGGUAUUGAGUCAAAGCGCAGUAACCUGUGAUGCAAACAUGGAAGAAGGAAGUCCACUUUUGUCUCUCUGCGUUAAUGCAUGCUAUUCACCAGAUCCUUUUGUAGCUGUAAAAGCAGUGACAAUUCUUGCAAGGAUUGCUUGUUACUGCUACGAAGAGGGAUUACCAGCGUUUGGAGCCCAGGAUGUGGUCUCUUGUCUGGAGUCCUUAAUUGUACUUUUAGCGUUAGAUGAAAAACACUUGUAUCAAUUAAAAGGUUGUUUACGAUCCACUGUUAAACUUUGCCAAGCUCAACCAAGUCAUUGCACUAUAUUCGUUGAUGCUAUUGGUGCAACAUUAAUUAACACUAGCCCUGAAGGUGGUCAAAGCGAUGGGCAGAUGGUGGCUCUUUGCGAAGCUCUAGGGGCUAUAGGAAGCUUGGGAGACAAUGCUCUUUUACCUCUUUUACCAGAUAUUCUAAUAAAGCUCAAACAAACGGUACACGUGCACACAAAGGUAAUGCUUUGUACUUUACUAUUUCAAAUAGUCGCAGGGGGUUACGAAUGGAAUGCUGAAUGUCUUGAAGCAAUAAAAAAGGUCGUUAAAAGUGUGGAUGGUUGGGCCAAAUAUCGAAUUGCACGUAGUGCAGCAAGAUACGGCCACCAUAGAAUUGCAACACGCAUAUUUUAUGGAUUAAAAGAAGCCGUAGCAUCGGAACAAUUGCAUUUUUGGCUUUCAGGAUUACAGUUAGUUACAAGUGCAGAAAGUCAUCUUAUGGAGGAAACGGAGGAUAAUGAAAAUGGUAGAAAAUCUGGUAUUGUGGAGAAAUUAAAUGGUGCGAUAUCACGUUACGCUAGUGCUUGCGCUUCAAUGAAAGCAGCCAGUACACCAUUACGCAGUUUGCAAUUUGCCAGCGAAUACUCGAUACUCCGCUGUGAAUUUUUGCAAGCAUUGGUCCAGCUGUUACAUUCUUGCAGAUCACUUUGUACUGCACCACCACCGGCAAUUGCAGUAGCCGUAGUACUUGCUACUAAAGAUGAUUUGCAACGAUACGGAAGAGUUACUCAUCAGUUAAGAAAGUCAGCACAGGAUUUACGAUCGUGUGCAGAGAAUUAUCAAAAACUUUAUCAAUCAGCUUUUGAUGCUGAUCCCGGAUCCCUGGCGAAUAUUCGAGCGCUUCAGGAAAUGUGUAGAUUGAUGGCCAACAGUGUUGAGCGAGUCUGUGGAGGAGUAGGUGUUUCCAGAUAUCGACAGAAUGAAGGGGACUUCAAUUUUGGAGAUUCCGUAGAAAUGCGGCAACUUGCACGUUGUUGUUCAGAAGUUCGUCGUCUUGCACCGCCCUUGGAAACCGAAGGUGGUGCUAUAAGCCAUCUUCGUGUCGGUUGUUUGAUCUCUCAAGUGAUGUUACUAGCUGGUGGAAAAAUGCGUCUACCAAUACCUCGAUAUUUCUUCCAAGCGUUGCAAGCUACUAGUGUGAAAUUAUCAGUCUCUCCACAACCUCGAGUACUCGGUGAACCUGUAUCAGUUCCUCAAGGUAGUCAACUGGCUCUCAAAGUGGAAGGGGUCUUGAGACAUGGUCGUAGAGCAUCUUUGUUUCGUUCAGUAGCUGCUGUUUGUAUCUCCAUAUCUACAGUACCUCCUUCAAAGAUCAACUCUGAUCAAAAGGACACAAACAUGAACGAAUUGCAGCAAACAGUAACCCCUCAUCGCGAUUUCUUUGCUUGCGAGUUUUUACUUUCUUUGGGAAGUCCAGCUACUGGUCCAAGUUGUAACAGUAACAUCAACAGUGGCGGCCAGUAUCAAGUCACUGCAAGUGCCAGUAUACUUGACAAGGAUGGAAAUGUGUGGAAAUGUGGUCCUCGUUCUACGUUACAAGUCAAAGUGCACGAGGAACCUACCAAACGAAAACUGCCUUGAUCUGUAGAGUACUUCUAGAAGGUAAAAUGAUGGAUGCUAUAGGAAAGUAAUUCAACAUUGAUAUUUCAUACAAGAUUUUAAUACCCAUCUUAAAGAACACCCAACGAUAUUAAAAUAUA